Messenger RNA from Suillus plorans, 987 nucleotides. RefSeq lists its product as uncharacterized. The record is from RefSeq and is a predicted model, not a curated record. The transcript is spliced from 11 exons. Lineage: Eukaryota; Fungi; Basidiomycota; Agaricomycetes; Boletales; Suillaceae. Bases 1 to 987 code for a protein of 328 amino acids.
AUGGCACCUAUCAUCGCUGGUAUUCUUAUGACAUCUUCACUUUCAGCUUUGACAUUCGGACAAGAGUUCGAACUGAUUUGGAUGCAACGCUGGUCCCGCAUGACUUUUCUAUAUAUCAGCGUGCGCUAUAUUGGAAUACUAUAUGCUGUCAUCAACAUAUUGCCAAGCCUUCCGUCACUCCCAGUGACAGAUAUAGUGAGUGUUCCGCACCAAAACCUAUCAUUCCCGUUCAAUAACGUGCACCGCUAUGGAGGGGUGAGUGACAUUGUCGGCCAGCUUGUCGGCUAUAAUGACCGUAACAGAUGCCACAGUUUGAACUCUACACUAAACUGGAUGACAGUGACUGUGAAUACCAUGCUGGGCGUUAUAAUGAUCACUCGAUUACAUGCCAUGUAUCAGCGAUCCCGCAAGAUACUUAUCUUUCUAGUUGUAAUUUUCGUGGCUUCCACGAUCGCAUGUGGAGUGGUCACUGCAAUAGGAGACAUUUAUAUGUUAGGAGAGGAGCUCAUCCUCUCUGGUACCUAUCAGUGCAUUUAUGAAUGGGAAGGAGAUAUCUCACUCGAUUCUAUGGCCUGGGUACUCUACAUUACAUGGGAGAUCCUUGCACUGUGUCUUGCAGUCUGGAUUACUGUAAAACACUUCCGUGAACUGCGACGAUCAUCGACGGGACAAGCUAUUGGGGACUGUUUUAUGGUGUUAAUGAAAACCCAUGUGCUCUACUUUGUAAGCUUUGCUGUUGUUUCUAGCUUCCAACUUAGUCAUUACUCUCCGAACUUGAAGACCAAGGCAUUGGAAACUGGAACUCUGAUGUAUACCGCUCAUCUUGAAAUUUACUCGAUUGUGCAGAUGUUUGUACUGGGACCACGUCUCAUCCUCAGCAUUCGAGAGUAUCACACCAAGCUCGUGGACAACUCCGAUGCAGGGACAGGCAUAAGCACCAUUACUUUCCGGGAGCAUGGAUAUGUGUCAACUGGCGGUGAUGUGUAG